Molecule: messenger RNA, 1376 nt
Organism: Neltuma alba
Lineage: Eukaryota; Viridiplantae; Streptophyta; Magnoliopsida; Fabales; Fabaceae
Product: B2 protein-like
Exons: 6
Coding region: 63-968 (301 amino acids)
Biological process (GO): response to endoplasmic reticulum stress
Source: RefSeq, a predicted model, not a curated record
UCUGCGUUUCACAGUCAAGUCGGCAAAAAGGUGGCCUUUCUAUUGUACUAGGGUUUCAAAAGAUGGACAGCUUGCACAGCUUUUGGCAGUUGGGAGAUGAGCUUCGAGGACACUCGAAAACAUCAGAGGAUCAUAAAUGGUUAAUGGUUGCUUCCAAAUUGGCUGAACAAACAAGGUCAAAGGGAGAGCGUGUCAAUAAUCUUGAUCUAACAAAAGGCCCAAUAGAAACAAGGUCAAGGGAUAAGUUUGGGAUCCAAGAAGAUAACAAGUUUGACACUCUGAACUUCAGCAUGCUGAACCUGGAAUCUAAGUUUGCUGAAAAUGUGAGCAAGAGUUCCCUCAGGAAUGGAGUUUAUAAUAUGAAUGUGGUGUACCCAAAAAGCAAUGCAGGCUUAGUGGCAAACAUCAGUGGCAACAAGUAUAACAACAAUCUCCAGAACAACAAGGAGUCCAACAAUAAUGGAAGCAACGGUAACAAUGAAAACAGCGGCACAAAUGCAGCUGACAAAAGGUUCAAGACCUUGCCUGCAUCAGAGACGCUCCCACGAAAUGAGGUGCUUGGUGGAUACAUCUUUGUCUGUAACAAUGACACGAUGCAAGAAGACUUAAAGCGUCAGCUCUUUGGUUUGCCACCAAGAUAUCGGGAUUCUGUUCGGGCAAUAACACCAGGGUUACCUCUUUUCCUGUAUAACUACACUACUCAUCAGCUGCAUGGUGUCUUUGAGGCUGCAAGUUUUGGGGGCUCUAACAUAGAUCCAACUGCAUGGGAGGAUAAAAAGUGCAAAGGCGAGUCAAGGUUUCCAGCUCAGGUGAGGACCCGUGUCAGGAAACUUUGCAGUGCGCUGGAAGAAGAUGCAUUCAGGCCAGUCUUACAUCACUAUGAUGGUCCAAAAUUCCGUCUUGAGCUGUCUGUUCCUGAGACCCUGAAUCUGCUAGACCUAUGCGAACAAGCAGGCUCAGCAGCGUAAGCACACGUUGGAAUGCACAAUAUAGUAGGUAGGUUUUUGUUGUGCUGGCUGUGUGCGUUUGGCAGGUUUUUCCAUGAAGCGUAAGCUUGGAAAUUAGUCUGUUUUGGAGAUCUCAUCUUGGUGGAUUUCUGGUGAAGUGGUGAGACGCUGCUGAAUAAAUGCUGUCUGUGGUGUCGCUUUGAAGACGCUUGGUAGCUGAUGUAUGACAUUUGAUGCCGCCAUUGUAAUAUUAAUUACAGAGUCGCUAUGGUGUCAUAGAGAAUGACAGCCAUAUUUGUGGGUGAAAACUUGUGUAUUCUUGUUCAGUUGAGAAGAACAACUUAUGUACGACUACCCUAUCGAGUUUGUAGAACUACUUUCCUGCUCGAUUUCUAUCGGGUAAUCUAAAUCGAAAUGGUUAUUUCAUUA